Melopsittacus undulatus (budgerigar) is the source of this 978-nucleotide messenger RNA. Its product is annotated as gap junction alpha-3 protein-like. Lineage: Eukaryota; Metazoa; Chordata; Aves; Psittaciformes; Psittaculidae. Gene Ontology annotation, cellular component: connexin complex. The record is from RefSeq and is a predicted model, not a curated record. The coding region runs from base 1 to 978 and encodes 325 amino acids. Gene Ontology annotation, biological process: cell-cell signaling. Gene Ontology annotation, molecular function: gap junction channel activity. The transcript has a single exon.
AUGGGGUGGUGGCUCGGUGGGUUGUGGGGUGGUCAUGGCUGGAGGGCGGCUGUCUUGCAGGGCACGGCGGCUCAUGCCAUGGGGGACUGGAGCCUGCUGGGGCGGCUGCUGGAAAAUGCCCAGGAGCACUCCACGGUGGUGGGGAAGGUCUGGCUCACUGUCCUCUUCGUCUUCCGUAUCCUGGUGCUUGGGGCAGCCGCUGAGCGUGUCUGGGGUGAUGAGCUGUCUGGCUUCUCCUGUGACACACAGCAGCCCGGCUGCCAGAACGCCUGUUACGACAGCACCUUCCCCAUCUCCCACCUCCACUUCUGGGUCCUGCAGAUCAUCUUCGUCUCCACUCCCAGCCUCGUGUACCUGGGCCACAUACUGCACCUGGUGCAUCUUGAGGAGAAGGCACAGCAGCAAGCGGUGGCACGGGCCAUCAGCAGGGCCCGGCGCCAGCGCGCAAGGCAACCCCAGCUCCCUGCCAGGGACGCGCGGGGACGGGUCUGCAUGCGGGGAGCCAUUCUGAGGACAUAUGUCUGUAAUGUUGUCUUCAAGGCUCUCUUGGAGGUGGGCUUCAUUGUGGGCCAGUACACCUUGUACGGGUUCCAGCUGAAGCCCCUCUACACCUGCAGCCGCUGGCCCUGCCCCAAUACUGUCAACUGCUACAUCUCCCGGCCCACCGAGAAGACCAUCUUCAUCCUCUUCAUGCUGGGGGUGUCCUGUGUGUCCUUGCUGCUCAACAUGGUGGAGAUCUACCAUCUGGGUUUCACCAAGUGUGGCAAGGGGCCAGGCCCCAAGUCCUGCAUCCUGCCCAGUCCUGGUGGUCCUGCAGGUCCCUGCAGCUCCCGUGUCACUCUUCCCGGCAGCAGCAGCAGCCCCACAGCACCUGGCAGAACCCCCCCCAGCCUAACACCCCUGAAGAAGGCGGGUGCAUGGCUAGGGGUGGCCAGUGGGUCCCAUAGGAAGGUGCGAUGGGCAGACUUGGCAGUGUGA